AUAUAGAACAGUUAUAGCCCCACGUGAGAGGCGCUUGUUAGUUAACUUGUCUAGGCACUUGUUGUUUUGGCCUUGGUAGCGCUUAGAGCAGGAAAAUGAAUGAAAGGAAUUAUUUCCCUAGUUGAAACGCAAAUACACCGUAAUAUAUAGUGCAAUUGAACAGUAAGCUAAUCAUAACCCUUGCUUUUAAUGGAAGGGAUGUAUCUAUGGAAAACACUAGCGAAAGUUGAUACGAAUAGGAAGAUGACAAAGAAGCAAUUGAGGUAUGUUUGACGGAGGCCCUUCCAUCCAUCAAAGAUCUGUAUCCUCCCUUGAAUAUCGACUUUUGUGCGCUUCUUUCCGCGAGAUGUGGCCAUUCAUUUUGAUCGCAUGUGCAGUGGUGAUUGGUCUGCCUGCCAUCGUCAUCGCUUGCAUGUGCUGUUGCCAGAUUACUUGUUGUAUUUGCUGCUGAGAUGAACUCUGAGAUGAGUCUUUAAGCCACGAGCCUUUGUCUUUUAGUAAGAUUUUAUAGCAUUGGUUGUAUUUUAUACAGCAGGAACGAAAGGGAGUUGAACAGUCUUUAAUGACUUCGCGCCUGUCAUGUCUACGAAUAAUAGCGGAGCAAAGUUUUUGUUGAAAGGUUUCUUCUGCCAACAAAAAGCAAACUUGUUUUUUAUUGCACAAGGAAUACAAGUUAAACACUCAAUUACUUCAAUUUGUCUAAGCACUGCUUUAGAUUUUUCUUUGCCGUCUUGUCGGUCACGAGAUUUCUUAAUAUAAACGAUUUUAGAAAAGUGGUUUUGUAGUAAUGUUGCGUUCACAUCUGUUUUUGUAUCACUACGGUUUGAGGUUUUUCCAAAAGGACGGCAGACAUCUUAGAUGUCAAAUAACCACCCGCUUGUAGGGUCAACAGAACAGGUGACCAUGACGACUAAGAAUAGCAGCUAUUCGAAACUUGAACGUGCCACACCCAAAACCCAAAAUAAGAAUGAGAGCGGAGUAAAAGAUAAACGAAGCGGCUAAUGCAGUUAGCUGAUUUCACUAGUUUGUUGUAUACAAGCUACAGCUCAGCAAAUUCAACAAGCGCUGACCAAAAAUGGAUGUAAGCUGGAUUAUUUCGGCGGCUUUUUUUAUGCUAUUUACCCUGUCUUCGGCAAAUCCACUCGCUAAAUCUAAAAAGAUCAAGAAAGAGGAAAAUUCGGAAAAUCAGGAGGAGAGUAAGCAAACAAGUAAUUCUACUCAGAAUGGUAACUUUCAAAUUCUGGACGUUGAAACAUUUCAGCAUCACAACUAUGAAAAAUUGACAUGGUUUUUGAAAUACUUCUCGCUGAAGUACCCAGAUAUUACAAGACUUUAUUCGAUCGGCUACAGCGUUCAGAACAGAAAACUGUGGGCCAUGGAGAUCUCCGAUAAUCCUGGUCAACACGAGCCGGGGGAACCCGAGUUCAAGUACAUCGCGAACAUCCACGGAAAUGAAGUAGUGGGACGCGAGCUCCUGUUACAGCUCAUUCGAUACUUGUGCGAGAACUACGAGAGUCAUGAGAAGGUGAGGACAUUAGUGGAUACCACUCGUAUUCAUAUUCUGCCGAGUAUAAACCCUGAUGGCUACGAGCUUGCGUCAGUGAAAGGAAAAACGCACAAGUUCAUUGGUCGAAGAAACGCGUACGGAGUUGAUUUAAACAGGAAUUUCCCUGAUCAGUUCUUCCCGAGCAGUAAUGGCCCGCCACAACCCGAGACGCGCGCAGUCAUGAAUUGGAUUCGAGACUACCCGUUUGUCCUCUCAGCGAGUCUUCACUCCGGUGCACUCGUUGCACUCUAUCCGUACGAUGACUCGCCUUCGGGUCAAAGUUUGUACAGCGCGACUCCAGACGACGACGUCUUCCGACACGUCGCCAAGACUUACUCCGAAUUACACCCCGUCAUGCACCUGGCGAACCCUAAAUGGAACUGUAGUAACGUGAAGGAGGAGCACUUCAUUGAUGGGAUCACUAAUGGCGCUAGCUGGUUCAGCAUCUCAGGUGGCAUGCAGGAUUAUAAUUACGUACACUCCAAUGACUUUGAGGUGACAGUGGAGGUUGGAUGUGAGCGUUUCCCUAAAGAGGACCAGCUUGAGAAAUACUGGAAAGACAACAAAAAGCCCCUCCUGGAACUCAUCAAUCAGGUUCACCGCGGUGUCCACGGCUUCGUAAAGAACAUCCAAGGCGAGCCCUUAGCAAACGCAUCCAUCAAGGUAUCUGAUCGACGUCAUGACGUCACUUCCGCCAAAGAUGGCGACUACUGGAGGCUGCUUGUGCCAGGCUCAUAUGAGGUGACGGCGAGUGCGACUGGGUACGAGCCACAGACCAAGCUUGUUGAGCUCAGGGGGGAGGAGGUGGAGAAGGAAGUGAACUUCACUCUUAGACACAGUAACGAGCUGGAGUCUAAAUUCACAGGCGGAGACAAUGAUUUUAUUACCAGGAUCUUGUCCGGUGGCGAUUACCCUCCCAUUGAUAUGUCACCCGACCCAAGGGAGCAAAUCACGCGCGGGAGCUUCGGUGAUAGGAACGAUGGGGGCGUGGCUGCACCUGUGCCAGGCAUGCUACAAGCGGGUCAGAGGUCUCAGAUUCUCGGGCUGCAACUCGCGAAUGGAACACUUGAUCAGCUCUUCGCGGGCGACCGACCGUUAACAGCAUAUGCCGGGUCAAACCAGAGUUCCCUCGGUCAACCUGGCAACCUAACGAAGUCCGCUGCGCCCGCACAAGUCAAUCUGGCGCCGAACAACACAUCCUCACCGGUGUCCCCACAGCAAACGGGUUCAUCUCAGACGGACACAAGCGAGAAGAGCGCCGCAGCGAAAACACAAGACAGCCUAGUAAAACCAGGCUUGAAGAAACCCUCCCUUCAAGACGGGCCCUCUGUGGACAAGCGAUUUGCCCAUAUGAUCGGUACUAAAGUCGCAUGUCACGUGGCCAAGCAGAAAAAUCCUAAGACAGGUAUCCUGAAGUGGGUUGGUAACCUGCCAAAUCUUCCUAAAGGCAAAGACUUUUUGAUCGCGGGCGUCGAGCUCUCUACCGAUGAUAGACUGGGCACGAAUGGCACGUAUCGCGGGGUUCGCUAUUUUGUGACGACACCCAAACGAGGCUAUUUCUUCAGGUUACGUCAGUGCAAACUUUUAAAAAAUUAGAAUGGCAGCCAUUUAAAUUCGAAUUAUCUAGAUUUUUUAAAGGAACAUUUCAAGGAAUACUUCUGGAUAUUUGAUGCCCGACCUACACAAUGACUUUUUCUUCUUAGUAGAGGGUGCAAACACUUGUUCAAGGGCUUUCACAAACAUAGAUCAUGUAAGCCUUCAAACAAUCCCAGGAAUCAUCUUUUUAUAACAGUAAUCAUUUUUUCUUUGUAUUGCCUAGUGCACACUUGUGACAUAACGACAUAGGCGCGCUCGUUCUUUUAAGCCCGACAUAACGACCUGGACAUAAUGACAUAAAAGUUUUAAAUGUUUGUUUCUCUUAUGUCAUUAUGUUCAUGUCGUUGGGCUUAUGUCAAAUGUCGAACCAUUCAAACUUGAACAUAUGACAUAAGGGUGCACGCGCCUAUGUCAUUAUGUCGUUAUGCCACUAGUGUGCACCAGGCAUAUUUGCAAAGUUCUAAAUGAGCGUGGUGUAAAAUAAACUCUUGCGCAUAAUA
This is a messenger RNA of Nematostella vectensis (starlet sea anemone), 3642 nucleotides long. RefSeq names its product carboxypeptidase D. The transcript is spliced from 4 exons. NCBI's taxonomy places the organism in Eukaryota, Metazoa, Cnidaria, Anthozoa, Actiniaria, Edwardsiidae. The record is from RefSeq and is a predicted model, not a curated record. Gene Ontology annotation, biological process: proteolysis. The coding region runs from base 1076 to 3142 and encodes 688 amino acids. Gene Ontology annotation, molecular function: zinc ion binding; metallocarboxypeptidase activity.